Messenger RNA from Medioppia subpectinata, 546 nucleotides. The record is from the annotation of a GenBank genome assembly. NCBI's taxonomy places the organism in Eukaryota, Metazoa, Arthropoda, Arachnida, Sarcoptiformes, Oppiidae.
CUCGGACUUAUUAACGAUAUCGUUGAACCGAUGGUCACUCUAACCGAGGUAUUACUGUUAUUGGAGGAGAAAAGCCGUAAACUCAAACCCCCUGCCCCGGAGGGGCCGCCAGACAUGCAAACCUACGAGCCGUUUGAGAGCGAAAAUCAACUCGAGGUCAAUCACUAUAAUUACAAAGGGGGUAAUAAACAGCCCCCACACGACCGGCCGUACAAAUAUAAUAGUAAACAAAAGCCGAGAAACGAGGAUAUAAUAUACGAAAUGCCCGGAUAUAAGCCUAUGGAUAAUAGCAACGGUUACGAUGGGUUGGCAACAAUGGAGUCACACCACUCAUCGUGGUAUAGAACUCUACAUAUGCUGGAUAGUCGUGUCCGAGUGGCCAAUACGGGCGACGCUGGUCACCCUACCAACACUGGUGGUGGCCAACACUCGCAGCCAUAUAAUAAUGACAUAAACAAUGAGUUUUUGUUUGAUUUUGAUAGAGAAAACACUGGACCUGUGUUUCAUUUGGUCCGUGAAUUGCCGCACAAUUUUGCCUUAAGUUUU